Messenger RNA from Acipenser ruthenus (sterlet), 4834 nucleotides. Its product is annotated as inward rectifier potassium channel 2-like. Gene Ontology annotation, biological process: regulation of monoatomic ion transmembrane transport; potassium ion import across plasma membrane. Gene Ontology annotation, molecular function: inward rectifier potassium channel activity. The coding region runs from base 393 to 1676 and encodes 427 amino acids. Gene Ontology annotation, cellular component: plasma membrane. The record is from RefSeq and is a predicted model, not a curated record. The transcript is spliced from 2 exons. Lineage: Eukaryota; Metazoa; Chordata; Actinopteri; Acipenseriformes; Acipenseridae.
UUCACAGUCACAGAGAUAGCUUAUGGGGGUGUGGGUUAUGAAAAACACAAUUCCACAACGUGAAUCUGACUUGGGAUACUCAAGAAGACAAUAAAAAAAAACCCUGGGAUCGUUUAAAUGCAGCCCGGUUUAUCGUUCACUGACAGAGAUCAACAGGAUAUGUCACCAAAGAGCUCUUUGUACCAGAUGAAAAAGGACUGACAAGCUCCGUCUGAUCUCCUGAGAUCUUCCUUGGUGGAACCAAGGACAGCAGAGGACAGGACGCCUUUGUUCCGUACCCCUUUUUCUUGUGUGUGUGGUCCCACGAGCGUUCAAAACUGUUUCUCCAAAGGUUUUUACAGAAACUCAGACUGUUUUCCAAAGCAGAAGCACAGCCGUCCCAGGCGGAAGUGAUGGGAAGCGUGCGAGCGAACCGCUACAACAUUGUGUCGUCCGAGGAAGACGGGAUGAAGCUGGCCACCAUGGCGGUGCCCAAUGGCUAUGGCAACAGCAAGGGCAAAGUGCACACCAGGCAUCAGAGCCACAGCCGCUUCGUCAAGAAGGAUGGCCACUGCAAUGUGCAGUUUGUUAACGUGAGUGAGAAGAAACAGCGCUAUCUGGCCGAUAUCUUCACCACCUGCGUGGACAUUCGCUGGCGCUGGAUGCUGGUUAUCUUCUGCCUUGGGUUCGUGCUUUCUUGGCUCUUCUUUGGCUGCGUCUUCUGGCUGGUGGCUCUUCUCCAUGGUGACCUGGAUGCUGGGGCCCCAAAGCCCUGUGUCUCGCAAGUCAGCAGCUUCACGGCAGCUUUCCUCUUCUCCAUUGAGACACAGACCACCAUUGGGUACGGCUUCCGCUAUGUGACAGAUGAGUGCCCCAUCGCCGUCUUCAUGGUGGUGUUCCAGAGCAUCGUGGGUUGCAUCAUCGACGCCUUCAUCAUCGGGGCUGUCAUGGCCAAGAUGGCCAAGCCCAAGAAGAGGAAUGAGACACUGAUCUUCAGCCACAAUGCCACAGUUGCCAUGCGAGACAACAAGCUCUGCCUGAUGUGGCGCGUGGGCAACCUGCGUAAGAGCCACCUGGUGGAGGCCCAUGUGCGGGCACAGCUCCUCAAGUCCCGGACCACAGCUGAGGGGGAGUACAUCCCUCUUGACCAGAUCGACAUUGAUGUGGGCUUCGACAGUGGCAUUGACCGCAUCUUUCUGGUGUCGCCAAUCACCAUUGUGCACGAGAUCAAUGAGGACAGCCCCUUCUAUGACAUGAGCAAGCAGGAACUGGAGGCCUCGGAGUUUGAGAUUGUGGUCAUCUUGGAAGGCAUGGUAGAAGCCACUGCCAUGACCACCCAGUGCCGCAGCUCCUACCUAGCCAGUGAGAUCCUCUGGGGUCACCGCUUUGAGCCAGUGCUCUUCGAGGAGAAGAACUACUACAAAGUGGACUACUCACGCUUCCACAAAACCUACGAGGUGCCUAGCACGCCCCUAUGCAGUGCCAGGGACCUCGCGGAGAAGAAGUACAUCCUGUCCCAUGCCAACUCCUUCUGUUAUGAGAAUGAGGUAGCACUUUUGAGCAAGGAGGAGAUGGGGGACAUCGGGAGCAGCUUGGGCCAGGAAGAAACCAGCACAGACACAAACUCUGACGUUGACCACACACAGGCCACUGUGCCCCUGGAACCCAGACCAUUGAGACGAGAGUCAGAAAUAUGACUGUAUAACCUUUGGAAAAAAAUUGAAAAGAAAUAUGUUCAAAGGCACAUUGAGCUGAACUGGACCCAAAAACAAAAACAGAUUUCAGCCGACGGUACUGCUGAGUGGCUUGGAUUGAGGACUUGAACUGGGAAUGGAAAGACACACAGACAGAAAGUUACAAGGCUCAUGUGAUGAAUAUGAACACAGCUGUUCUGUAAGACAGCAAACUUGUAUUUAUUUGCAUACAAUGGAAAUAAUUAUGAUUCUGUGUGUAACUUAGGGCAGUGGUUGAUGUAAGGAUAAGGGACAGAGAGAAGUGUGUGAUUUAAUUUAAUUUAAUUUUUUUUUUUUUACAAAACUUGAAAAAGGCAGGCAUGUCUCUUUGGUUAUCUGUCGAGCCUAAUUUAAAGCAGGACAAGACGGGUCGAGUAGCGUGACACCAAGUAUAUCUGCCUUACUUUUUUAAUGCUGCUAUUAAAAUAAAACAAAACCUAUAAAAAUACAUAUAUUAAAAACUUUACAUAGUGAAGGCUGAUUACGAUAGAUCAUUUAUCUGCAAAUAUGUGAAAAGUAAAUUAUAAAACCACUGUUGGAUGGGAAUUAGUGGAUCGAAACUACUACAGAUAUAAUUAGCUGCCCAUUGCAGAUGCAGCUCAUACCAAAGAAAUUGCGUGAUUUGCACAUGGGAUUGAUGGUGUACAAGGGGGUUCAUUGGCACCAGGUUAGAGCACUAACUGCACUCCUUUGUUUUUAGGUCAGAUUGCUGUUGUACUAAGUUAGUGUAAGACCUUUAGGGAUUCUUUUUUAAAGUAGGCUGAGGACUUUCUUCCACACUCUGAAAGGGAACUCUAGGUCUUACACCUGUUCCGUCCCGUCAGCUGACUCCUGCUGAGGGCUUUAGUAGGGGUGCGGGUUAGUGAAGGGCCUCAUGUCUAGAAAAGCUGAGUGCAUAACUUCUCCCUCGAGACACGACUUGGUAUGUUGCAAGAAAAAAAAACACAGCCAGAGUAUUAGAAUGUAUUUGUAUUGUUGUUAAUAUUAUUGUUAUUGUUAUUACUAUUAUUAUUAGUAGUAUUAUUUGGCCACGAAUUAGGACAGUAUAGCACACAGGUAUAGCAGAGCUAUAGUAUGGUGUUGUCGAAUGCCGUGGUAUACAAUAUCAAUAUCUGUGCAGUUAUUUGUAUUGAAUCCAGGCCUAAAUUUAGUUUUAAAAAUCUUCCCGCCAAAUUUCCUCUGGCGGUGAGCUGGUCUCUUGCCACAGAGAUGCGCUCGGUUGCUUAGGAACAGGGAGAUUGACAGUCCCAUUUGUAUUAGUCUCGGGGGGGGGGGGGGGGGGGGGUGUGAAGGUUAUGCAGCUCCAGGCUUUGAACAGAUGGUAGGCCACAAAGCAAUACACAGUUCAGACAGAGUAGGAGGGGCAAACAUAUACGAGAGUGUAUGCUACUGAAUCCAUCUUGUUCUUGUCUCUAAGUGUAGCAUCUUUUUGCAACAUGAGCCUCCAACCCAGUCUCAGACUCCCUCUCCAAAUAAAACAGCAGAAUGCUGGAAACACAAGCAGCGUUUUCUAAUAUUAUACCCUGCCUGGCCGAGCUGGUUGGCUGGGUGCCUCUUUCAGAAGAGGAAGCCACUAGUGGCAUAACAGAGGACUGUCUGAGCUGGGUAGAAGUAAUAAUGAGAGUGUGUCUGCGUCUGGGCAACAAAACGAAGCCGGGAAGCAGAUCUAGGGAACUGAUCAGGAGAACUUGAAUUCAGCUUUCUCGAGAAAGUGAAUGUUAAAAAGUGCUGCUACGUUGUAUAUUGUUAGGAUAACAAAUGAUUAAAGCCAAAGAGUAUUCAUUGUCUCAGACAUAACAUUUUGUUUUAAAAAACCUAACACCAAUGAUAGAAACAAACUAAAAUAUUAGGAGACUUUUUCUACGUUUUGUUGUGAAAAUGCAAAACGAACUAGAAUUAAAAAAAAAGCAUGAUAAGAGUUUCAAAUGGUGCACAUUAUUUUUAAAAGGAGAAAAGACACGUUUAUCAGAAACACUAUGUUUGUCAAAUGAUGUACAUGUAUAAAGUUGAUCAAAUAUUUUCAUAUUUAUAGCCAAAUGUAAAUGAUUUCUGUAAGAUAUAAAUGACAAAGGGUAAUGCUAUAUUGCUGCAGGUUAGCACACUUAUUACCUGUUCAUGUCAAGCCUUAUAGGGUCCCUAGUGCUUUAUUUAUUAUCUAAGCAUGAUAUUUUUACAAUUAAAGCCAUUUUUUUGCAAUAGCCUUGUCAAAAGAGCAGGUAAUCAUAACACAAAUCCCCCACACAAAGUACAUUGUAUGUCAGCCUAUCCUUUGUCUUUACUUGUGACAGGGAAUAGGCAUUUACUGGCUUGCAGAAGGCAUGGUUUUAAAAUGUAUUUAUAAUACAAUGCUGGCUACUGGCGUGGCAUGUAUCAUUAUUAUAAUUAUUUGAGAUUUUAUCAUAAAAUGCAAAUCAAAACCCAAUUUGAGAAUCUGCGCCCUGGUGACUGCACAAAAUCAGUCUUGUGCUUUCAUUGGGAAGUCUUUACAGACAAAUCCAGCGUCAGCCAAUGCUCCAAGCCGGAAACAUAUAAAAUAUGUUGUAUACAUACAUUGUCAUAUAUAGUUCAUAUAAAACAAUGAUAGGGGCUGCUUCAUAUUAGGAGACACAUCUUACAUACAUACUGUAUGGAAUAUGUAUUGGGUUCCAUAUGCUUUAGCUAAGGACAACUCUACAAGUUGGUUCUUUGAAAAGUUGUAACUCAAGCUGUUUACGUUUCCCUAUCUCUCCAGCAUAAGGACAAAGGAUUGCCCAGUAUUUCCUUUAACGUUAGGUUUUUAUGGAGGAUGACAAGGUUGAAAGCCAAAAGUACUGUAAUGUAUUUUCUAAGUGGCUUCUGCCAGCCAUAGUUUCCAUGCUUUUCUUUGCGAUUCUCUUGACUUGCAACCUCAGCAGCACUGCAUCGCUCCCCUUUUUCCUGUAGAUAUCUCCUUUCAGCCUUUUGUAUCAGAGUCUUCCUAUCUUACUGCUAAAUCAAUGGAAUGUACAGAUUUUUUAUAUUAUUAUUAUUAUUAUUAUUAUUAUUAUUAUUAUUAUUAUUAUUAUUAUUAUUAUUAUUAUUGUUGUUGUUGUUGUUGUUAUUGUUUGUCUUAUUUUAUUGUUUUUAAAUAAAACCGCGAUUAA